Messenger RNA from Brassica rapa (field mustard), 2046 nucleotides. RefSeq lists its product as uncharacterized. The record is from RefSeq and is a predicted model, not a curated record. NCBI's taxonomy places the organism in Eukaryota, Viridiplantae, Streptophyta, Magnoliopsida, Brassicales, Brassicaceae.
UCAGUAUUUAUUGUUUCACUCCUUAUGAUUUAUUUAAUUAUCUCAGACUAGUUGAGUUUCAAGCACUGGACCAAGUGAGUGUACUAAAAAAACAUAAGAUAAGACUAGGAAAUUAUUAAAUAAAUGGAAUUGUUAAUAAAUCUUGAUUAUUUAAUAAUAAUAAUAAUACUUUGGGAUACUAUCGUCUGAACUCCCGGGAAAAAUGUCGGUUGCUCGCUUAUUUUUUUUUCCCGGAAAGAUAUGAUAUAUAUAUACAUUUUUUAAAUUAUGUUUUUUUGAAGUCACAUAAGCAGCAAUAGUACUACUAAACGACAAGGUAAAAAAGGAUGGAGCUUUUCGAGAAAUGCUCUAAAACGUCUCAAAGGAAGAUAUACUGAUGGGAUGGGAUGGGAUGUCUAAUUUAAAUUAUUAUUGCUUGAGUGAUGAAUUUCUUCUACAGAAAGACAAAAGAAAGAAAAUGAUGGGUCUGAGUUGCGCUUCUCCUGAUUGCUCUUCAUCUUCUCCAAGGAACUCGGAGAAGCAGAGUGUGAUUGUUGCCUCACCUUCAAGAUUCUCUUGCUAUAGUGAACCGUUUGUAUCUAUUGAGAAGAGAUUACUAACUCAUAAGGAUUCUCAUUGCAACGUAAUGCCAAAGUCUUCAGAAGAUUUGAGGAAGGAGAUUGCUUCACUUGAGUUUGAGAUUCUGCGUACGGAGCAGUACCUGCUCUCUCUUUACAGGACAGCUUUCGAUGAACAAGUUACUUCUUCUUACUCUCCUCACACUGAAACAAGCUUAGUCUCCAAUCAGUUUUGUCCCAUAUCCGAGCAUUCAGACCUCGCCGGUGUCCUCAGCUACCAUUACCAAGCUUCUCCGGUCUCUGAACGUUCCACUUCGUGUCCUAAGAGUUUCCAAGCCAGCUUAAAAGCCUUUUCCGCAAGAGAGAAGACAAGAUAUGUUUCUGGCAAUCACACUACUCUGGGAGACCUUCUAGGCUCGUCUAAUAUUGUAGAUGAUGACAUGGUGAACCCGAGUAGGCUCUCUGAAGAAAUCUUGAGAUGCAUAUCUUCAGUGUACGUUACACUCUCCACCAAAGCAAGAACCAGUUCUUCUCCUUCACCUUCUUCAUAUGUCUCUUGGAACCCAUGCCUUGGGGAAAUCAAAGAAGCAGACGUUCCACGUGGCGUUGUAAUAGAGUCUCUGAAACUUCACCUGGAUGAUAGUAGUUUCAACCACGCAGCUCUUAUGCUCCAAAACUUCAGAUCACUAGUUCAAAAGCUUGAGAAGGUUGAUCCAAGUAGAUUGAAACGAGAAGAGAAGCUUGCGUUUUGGAUAAACAUUCACAAUGCCCUCACAAUGCAUGUAAGCAAACAUCUAAUGGAUAAAGCUUCAAUCUUUUUAUUAAUUCUCUCUUUCUUGCAGGCUUAUUUAGCCUAUGGAACUAACAACCGCGCAAGAAACAACUCUGUUUUAAAGGCAGCUUAUGAUGUUGGAGGCUACCGCGUAAACCCUCACAUUAUCCAAAGUUCAAUCUUAGGCCUUCGCCCGCAUUUCACACCACCUUUGCUGCAGACACUCUUUUCGCCAUCAAGAAAGUCGAAAACUUGCACUGUCAAACACAUUUACGCCUUGGACUAUCCAGAGGCGUUGGCUCAUUUCGCUCUCUCUUCAGGAGCUUCCACAGAUCCUCAUGUUCGGGUUUACAAGGCGGAUUGCGUGUUCAGAGACUUAAGAAGAGCGAAAGAAGAGUUUAUAAGAGACAACGUUCGUAUACAGAACGAGACAAAGAUAGUGUUGCCUAAGAUAGUUCAUUACUAUGCUAAAGAUAUGUCACUAGACGCAUCUGCGCUCAUGGAGACAACGGUGAGGUGUUUGCCUGACUCCAUGAAGAGAGUUGCUCAGAAACUGUUGAAGAAGAAGAGCAAAUGCAUCGAAUUCUCACCUGAAAAUUUAAGUUUCCGUUAUGUAAUCAUAUCAAGACAUUGAUCAUCAUGUAAUGUAAAGCAAAGCGAAAUGUACAUUAAACGUCACGUAGUUUACAAAUUGAGAGUUGAACUACACGCCGUUUU